Messenger RNA from Homarus americanus (American lobster), 5025 nucleotides. RefSeq names its product fanconi-associated nuclease 1-like. Gene Ontology annotation, molecular function: 5'-3' exonuclease activity; 5'-flap endonuclease activity; flap-structured DNA binding. The transcript is spliced from 14 exons. Bases 67 to 4200 code for a protein of 1377 amino acids. NCBI's taxonomy places the organism in Eukaryota, Metazoa, Arthropoda, Malacostraca, Decapoda, Nephropidae. The record is from RefSeq and is a predicted model, not a curated record. Gene Ontology annotation, cellular component: nucleus. Gene Ontology annotation, biological process: interstrand cross-link repair.
CAGACAUGAAGUAAACAAACCCCAGGUGGAGGGUACUCAAACUCUGACAGCCAUCACUCUUAAAAGAUGCAGAAAGUCGAGGAUAAUACAUCACAUGUUGGUAGUGACACUGGUAAGACUCAGAAGACCUUAUUACACUUCUUCCAGAAACAAUCUGUCUCCAGCCCAGCCAUUAAGGAGAUCACUUGCCCAGCUUGUAACCUCACAGUCCCAGAGAGAAAACUCAACUGGCACCUUGAUUAUCACUGCACAAGUAAAUCAAAGCCAAAUAAGAAAGGAAAGACUAAGAAAAAUACAAACUUAAGGGCCAAGAAAAAUAAAGAAGGGAAGCUGAGAAAGCCGCCUUUACUGUCUGAUGGCGAGGGUGACGGUGAGGACUUCACCGUGUUAUAUGUAAACAAAAAUAUAAGACCAGAAAACUGUGACUCGGAUUGUGAUGAUGAGUACAUACCUUCAUCUAUGGUAGAAACACAAUUAUUUGAAUUAGAUGAAAUGAACAUUUUUGUGCCAUCGAAACCCGACCUUUCCUUCUCUCCCAGCUCUAACAAAACUUCAUUAUUGAACAGGCUGGAAGCAGGUUGGGAUUCACCACAGACAACAACUGAAAAAGUUAGUAGUAAUGUGUCCCAACCCUCGCCAUCCUGCUCACUACACACAGAGUCUGGGAAAAUAGUAAAAGCCAUGUUGGAAGAGGACUGGGAUUCAUCAUCGCCGCUGACAACACCAGACAAGAAAGAAUCUCUUACACAAAAUGAGAACAAGAACAGUUUAAUACCCCAUAAUAGUUUCCUUAAAACUGAGUUGGAGAAUGACAAGUUUGAAAAGCCUUCUCUUCAAAUUAAAACGCAUGCAAAAAAAUUGUCAAGUAAUAGUUCAAAUUGUACAUCCACAGAAGUAUGUAUAAAACAAAAGAGCGAUGAUCCAUCUUGUGAUAAAGGACCCAAGACAGAUUUAGGAAGUGAUAGUGAUUUUGAAAAAACUAACAUUAUAUUUAGAACACCAGAGAAAACAAUUGGUUCUCAAGCUAAAAACUUUAAAUCUCUUUCUCCCAAAGUAAAAAAAGAUGAAAACAAUUCUCUCUCGUCAGGUACAAAAAUCAACACAGAUUUAACAUAUGAAAAUGAUUUUCAAAACACUACAAAAAUAAAGGAUAACUCCCCACAUCCUGAAGUAGAAACAACAGAUGAAAGAGAGAGAGCUCUUCAAGUGUUAGCUACCCCACAAACAAGUGACAUGUCAGAUACUGAAGAGGGAAGUGUGAACUUGUUGAGCCCAGCACUUGUGACCCCCACAAGGUCCCCGACCCCACCGCUGAGUGAUGAAGGCCAUGGUCCUGUCAGACGGCUUUUCAAAGGUGAGAGUCCUUCAAAGUUGAAUCAGGUUGUGCAGGACUCCACUGUAGAACUUUCAAUGAAAAUAAAUCCUUCAGAAGUAAGAAUUUAUACAAAUAGUUGUGCAGAUGUGUCCAGAGCUGGAAAUAACCUAGAUGAUGCCUUUGAUGCAUUAUCUCAGUUCUCUUCACAAAACAAUAAGACUAGGAGAAGUCCUUGGAAAUUGAAGCAAGGUCUAAAAAGCACAGGAUUAUUACAGAAUUCCACAUCAAGCCUUCCACUGCUGAGCCAGAGAAAGAAAACACCUACCCCAUCUCCUUCUAAGUCACCCUCAAAGUCAAGCAGUGGUCAGCCAAGUCCAUUAAAAGAUAGAGAAGUUGAUCAGUUAUUACAGAGAGAUUCUUCAAUAUAUAGAAACUAUAAAGGAUAUUAUUUAGACAACUUCCUCAGAAUUUUAGAGACUGUUUUGUCACAGCCACAAGACUUAAAACUUCUGGAUGAUGAAGACCUGAACACCAUCAGCACCUUCCAGAACCUUACACUGUCCGCUCAGAAGCUCUAUGUUCGACUCUUCCAAAGAAAGUUAAAAUGGAUCAAACUUUCCAAGAUUGAUUACAAAGACAUAUGUGACCAGGAGGAUACUAUGCUAUAUGUGAAUGAACUGACUUAUGCAAAUUUCUUACAAGGAGAAAGUGAACUGACCAAUUUAGAAGAGGUACUUAUGCUGUUAUCCAAUGAUGAACUACACGGACUUUGCAAGCAGAAGAACAUACCUGUUGGCUACAAGAAAAAAGACAAAAUGGUUUCACUAUUACUCAAGUUCAACAAACAACAGCCUUCCAUUGUUGCGGCUUUUUCUAAAGGAGCUAAAAGAAGCUCUGCUUUUAUGGACAGUGCCAAGACUUGUUUGGGGCAUUGUUGCUUGGUAAACAGGACUGUGAGGCAGGUGUUCAUGAGAGUGUUGAUGUUGUACGGGCUGCCCCAGUAUGAUGAUGAAGAGGAGGGAGGCCAACAGGCCCAGCUGACCACUCUGCUCAUGGUCAACAUGGGCAAGACGAAGUUCCCUCACUAUGACAUAGUUAGACAAAAUUCAAUUUUCCAGUCAAGAGACGAUCUCUUAAGAUUUGAGAGUUGUUCCCAGAUACAGUUAGAUGUACAAGAGUGUAUGGAGAAGCAUGAGUGGGAGGAGGCGCUCAAUCACUGUCAACUGGCCAAGGCGACCUACCAGGACCUCCUCCAGGAUAAACACCUCAUGGAACACGAUAUGUCACUACCGAGGUUCUUGCGCCGUUUCACAUCACUGUCUCUCCUGGUGUACAUUAUGACCUGUUCCGUGGAGUGUUACCAGAGGCUGAGGAAAUACCAGAAGGCCGUGAACGAGCUACAGGAACUGUUGGACCAGACCACGCACAUGCAAGACUUUCGUGGCCGCUGGUACGACAGACUGGCCCUCAACUUACAGACCCAUUUGAAGAAACCAGCACUUGCUGUUGAUGUAAUAAGUAAAGCUUUGGAUGAUCCUGAAGUGAGAGAGGGCCAUCGCCUGUCAAUCAGCCAAAGGGCCCUGCGUAUGGCAGCGUCCCCGCGAUACAAGUCCCAUGCUCCUGCCAUAGCCAAGUUGCCCCUCACACAACCUAGAGAAGCCCCAAAGAUCAUCAUAGAAGGACGACGCCUUCCAGGUGAUGUUUCUGGAUACAAGAUAUCUUUCAUUCGUCAAGACUCUCAUCGCCACGCUGGGGAUGGUGCUGUCACAUUCUGCUCAGUAGAGGAGCUGGUUCUUGGGCAUUAUAAGGAUCAAGGCUAUGAUAAAGGCCUCCACCGGGAAGGAGCUACAGUUAACUCCCUGUUCGGUAUAUACUUCUGGGAUAUAUUGUACGCUCCUGUGUGUGAUGUCUUCCGGUUCCCGCAUCAAGCAACACCACUGGAUCUAGAUGAUGGCCACUUUUACACAGCCAGGAAGGAACAGAUUGAGACCAGACUUGCUGAGCUACGUAGUUGGACAGAAGAAGAAGGAUCAGCUGAACUAGAAAGAAUCUGGAGUAGCCACGCUGGAGAGGUUUCCAUGGUGUCUUGGGAUAUCUUUCGAAGUCUUGAACAUGCAAAGGGUUUGAUUGUCAGCUUGAGUUUACCAGUGUUGGCCGCUAUAUGUGCUCGUCUGGCUAAGGAUCACAGGUUUACUCGCAGUGGCUUCCCAGACCUGAUUGUAUGGAACCCCACUACUAAAAAAUGUCGCAUUGUUGAAGUGAAAGGCCCAAAUGAUCGAUUGUCGAUGAAACAGAUUCUCUGGCUUGAUUACCUCAUGUCAAGUGGAGCGACUGCUGAAGUGUGUCAUGUAGAAGCUAUUGGUGCCAAGAAGAUGAGCAAGGCAUCCCCCCGCAAAGUGUCACCGAGGAAAGUUUCCCCAAAGAAAGUUGUGUCUCCCAAGAAAGUUUCCCCAAAGAAAGUUGUGUCUCCCAAGAAAGUUUCCCCAAAGAAAGUUGUGUCUUCCAAGAAAGUUUCCCCAAAGAAAGUUGUGUCUUCUCAGAAAUCUAGUACUUAUAAAGAAACAGAAAACAAAUCUGAAAAUGUACUAAAAGAGAACAAACAAACAAAAAAGAACCAAAGAAAGAAAGUUGGUGAAAGUGACAGCUCAGUCAGAAUGAAAGCUCACAAGAGCAGUGACAGUGUUGCCUGGAGUAACAACAGCUCUGGAGAUGAUUUUGAAGAACAUGGCAAUAAAAUUACAGAAAGACAUAGUAGGAAAAGGAAAAGUGAUGAUGAUCAAGAGAAGAAAAAGAAUAUGAGAGCCAAAAAAAUUAAGGAAAGUGAUGAUGAUGUUAAUGAUAAAAAGCAAACAACAAAAUUGAACAGAAGAAGGAAGUUAAAAUAGUAUAUAAGUGUUUGGAGUUUGAAUUAAGUUUAUAUGCAGAAAAUAACUACAGUAAGACCCCCACACAACACCCAUUGUUAUCACAAUUGUUGUGUAAAUUUCUAUUGCAGUGUUUGUGAAAUUAAUCUCUUGAACAAAACUUCUUAAGGUGUUAGGAGUGGCAGUGCACUACAUUAUGCUUAUGUUGCAUGCAAUAUUUUUGACCAUGCAUUUCAUCUUUAAUCAGUGUCUUAUUUUGUUUUGACCGUUAAUGGACUUAAAGUCAGUUUAGUAAGAUUGUUAUUAUUGUGGGUGCAAGUUGAGCAUCUUAUUUGGAGUCUUGGUAUUUCUGAAAUACCUUUCUUACAGUGUUUAGUAUACUGUAAAUGGGGAUUAAGCAGUUCAGCAUUCUUCCCUUUGUGAUGCUGAAUGUAGGUGAAUCUGGCAGCAGCUUCUUUUCUUAGUGUCACUGAUCAAAGCAUCUCUGUUGUGCAAGUUGAUUCCAUAGGUAUGACUUCCCAACACUAAGACUAUGAAGUGAUAACUGUCUCCUUCUGGACCUCAGUAUGAAGAUGAAGGAUGAUGUGGUCUUCACAUUUAAUUGAUUUUUAAAUUCCAAUCACAACUCAAUGCCCACGGAAUUUCAUCCCAUGGUCUUGGUAGCUCUGCAGAGUUACUCACUGCACCUUGGUUAUCAGAAACAAUUUCAAGGGGCAAAUCCUCCAUUUCUAUAUAGAGUAAAGCCUCGAAUAACGAACUCAAUCCGUUCCAGAAGGUCGUUCGUUAACCGAAACCAUUGUUUCAAUGGGUUUUUGGGUAAUUGGUUCCAGCUCACCGAAAAUUUCC